AUGUCGGCGCCUCAUAAUGACUUAGAUAAUCCUAGCUUGAAUGACUUGAUCAACAAAGAAGACUUUUCUCUCAGCUAUGUGACCAUAGACGAUGCUAUACAGCUUAUCAAAAAAUGUGGAAAGAAUUCUAUGUUGAUAAAAACCGAUAUCACAGAUGCAUUUAAAAUAAUGCCUAUCUGCCUUCAAUUGUGGCCCUUUCAUGGUGUUAAGUGGGAAAACCAAUAUUAUUUUUACAAACGUUUAGUAUUUGGAAGUCGUUCAAGUCCCAAAAUUUUUGAUAGCUUGUCCUUUGCAGUGUGCUGGAUUGCUACACACAAAUACCAAAUGCCCAAUAUUCUACACCUACUUGAUGAUUUCCUAGUAGUCGUUCCUCCAGACUCGAAUGCUACCGAAAUUAAGCUAAAGCUGCUUAGCCUUUUCAAAGACUUGGGGAUUCCACUGUCGGUUAAAAAGACUGAAGGCCCAAAUACGGAAUUGGAAUACUUGGGUAUCUACUUGGAUUCUUUCAACAUGAUAGCAAGGUUACCUAAGGACAAGAUUGAUCGCAUCUCAGAAAUAGUGGAAUCGUUCCUGCACCGCAAAUCCUGUACAAAAAGGGAAUUACUUAGUUUACUUGGACACUUAAACUUUGCAUGUAGAGUAAUCCUACCAGGACGAUCUUUUAUUUCACACCUUAUCGCUCUAUCCACAACUGUAGAACCAUUACAUUACCAUAUUCAGUUAGACAGUAUGUGCCGAGCAGAUCUCACUAUGUGGGCUAAAUUCCUUCGUUCAUGGAAUGGCGUUUCUUUUUUCAUCAAUGAUGACAUUGUGAAUGCAGCAGAUAUUCAACUUUUCACGGAUGCCACCCCAUCUUCCUUUGGUGGAUUUUACCAGAAUGACUGGUUUCUAGGAUAUUUUCCCAAAGAAAUUUUGCAAGAGAAGACAUCAAUGGCCUUCUUUGAACUCUACCCCAUAGUGAUGGCAUGUCUUCUGUGGGGCGAUAAAUGGAAAAGGAAGCGCAUUUUGUUUCAUUGUGAUAACAGAGCAACCCUCUCUCUCUCGUUUCCAGAUGCAGAGAUUCCGAACCUUAGCUCCCCAAGCCAACCCCUUUCCAGUGCCUUGCGUGCAUCAUUCGGUGAUGAUGACAGACUAGAUCAGGAGUUGCAGGGACUUUGGGAAGCUUCACUGAACCAGUCAACUCGCAAGACAUAUUCUUCAGCCUUACAGUGUUUUCAGAACUUUAUGAUUAUGAAUGGUGCUAAGUUCUCCAAGCAUGGGUUACCUCUCAUACAAGAAUCAGACCUUGUUUAUUUUGUGACACAUUGUAAAUCGGUGCUGAAAUUGAAACAUGACACCAUUAAAUUAUAUCUUGCUGGCAUUAGGUUUCACUAUAUUAAGUCUGGAUUGGGCGAUGUCUUGAAAGGAUGCGAUCAGUUGCAUUAUGUGUUAAGAGGUGUUAAAAGAUUACAGUCAAAUGUCCAUCACAAGCGUUUUCCUAUUACUACAAGAAUUUUAGCACAAAUAUGGAAUGUUUUAGACCAGGGAGUUUUUUCUCCUUUUGUAGAUCUCAUGUUAAAAUGUAUGUAUUCAUGUGCAUUUUUUGGUUUUUUGAGAUGUGGUGAAAUCACAUGCAAAUCUCAGAAUGUAGAACAAUUUUUACAAAUCUCAGAUGUACAUAUUAAACCAGGAGGAAGUGCUUUUGUUUUGAAAUUAAGAACCUCCAAAACAGAUCCAUUUUCAAAAGGUGUUGAAAUUGUUAUUUUUGAAAAUGACCACUUUAAACCGGUGUACACCAUGAUAUCAUAUUUAGAUGCUCGCAAAUCUCUGUUUAGUUCAAACACUGGCAAAUCGCCAUUAUUUGUAGACAAUGAAUUUAACCUUAAACCCAUGCCAAGAGACACUUUUGUUCUGCAACUGAAAGAGAUACUCCUUCGGAUUGGAUAUGAUGAUAACAAAUUUUCAGGUCAUUCUUUUAGGAUAGGUGCAGCUACAGCAGCGGCUGCAGCUGGUGUUGAAGAUCAUGUUAUUAAAGAAUUAGGUCGUUGGUCUUCAGACUGCUACAACAGAUAUAUUAGAACAGAUGUAGAGGCUGUUCAAAAAGCACAAGUACAAAUGUCAUAUUUGUAAUAUGUUGUUUCUUUUUUUUUUUUUUUUCUACUGUGUACAUGAGCCUAUUAUUAUUACAUGUUAAAAAUUUUUUUUUUUUUUCUUUUUUCAUGACUACCGGUUCUUGGGGGCUUCACUCAUUCCUUUCGUUCAUUUGGCGUUCAUUCCUGGGGGAAUUUUGCCCCCAAGGGAUUAUUUACUUAUUACAUACAUUAUUUGUUUAUAUGUACAUGUAUUGUAUUAGAACCUGUAUAUGAAUUAUGUUGGCAGGCGGUAUAUUGUAGAUAUUAGGUUGACACGUUUUUCGGGCAGGAAUCUCGGCCACGUCUAUGUUUCUCUGUAUAUACAUGGUUAAGCUCACAGAUCAGCUCGAGCUUCAUUGGAUUUGUAUUCGGGUUUGUUGGUUACCCGCUGGGAUCAGCCCCGGGUAAGCUCCCUGGGAUCAGCCCGGAGCUUCAUUUCCAUUCAGUUUUGCAUGCAUGGGGAUUUGCUCAUUCAGCUCCCUGGGAUCAGCCCGGAGCUUCAGUCUGUUUUCUCGCCCGCUGGGAUCACCCCGGGCAGCUCCUUGGGAUCAGCCCGGAGCUUGUUUUGUGUUCAUUAACCCGCUAGAUUCAGUCGCGGGUAGCUCCUUGGGAUCAGCCCGGAGCGUCAUCACUCCUUUUGGACCCGUUGGGAUCAACCCGGGGUAGCUCACUGGGAUCAGCCAGUUGCUUAGUUGUGGUUUUAGUCCAGAUGGUCGUACGUGACCUGCUGGGAUCAGCCCAAGGCUAGUUCACUAGAGUUAGUGUAGAGUAGAGUAGAGUACAUAUAGUUAUGUAGUAUUGGAGUUAUAAGAAUGAGAAGCCCCCAGAACGCCAAACUGUAUUUUAUUUUUUGUUGUUUUGUACAUAUUGUAUGUUCUUCUGAUGUAGGCAUGUAUGUUAGUAAUCAAUAUGAGUUUUCAGUUGGAUAUGUAAAUAAAUGUUAAACUCUGACUGUCUGGUGGUUGUGUAUAAAUUGAAAUUUGAUUUAUUAAAUUAUUAUUUAUACACAACGUUGGUUUCCUUUUCCUGUACUUAGCUAACUAUGUUUAAUUAGGAUAUUUGAUGUUGCUUUGUUUUUAUUUAUCAUAUCGAUUCUAAAAUUAGAUUUGGUAUUGGUCAGUGUAAUUAGAUGACCAAUCAGAUUAGAGUAGCCGGGAGCAUUGAUGCCUAGAGGGGGAUGCUGAUUAAGUUCAUUGUAUAGCCUUGUAGGAGACUGAAAGUAACAGCAGCUACCCACCCACCUUCCCCAUCAACUUCCCCGGCUCUCUUCUCUUAUUGGGGCUCCUCAUUCCUUUUGUUCAUGGCGUUCAUCCCUGGGGGAAUUUUGCCCCCAAGGGAGCGUUCAUUCCUGGGGGAAUUUUGCCCCCAAGGGAUUAUUUACUUAUUACAUACAUUAUUUGUUUAUAUGUACAUGUAUUGUAUUAGAACCUGUAUAUGAAUUAUGUUGGCAGGCGGUAUAUUGUAGAUAUUAGGUUGACACGUUAUUCGGGCAGGAAUCUCGGCCACGUCUAUGUUUCUCUGUAUAUACAUGGUUAAGCUCACAGAUCAGCUCGAGCUUCAUUGGAUUUGUAUUCGGGUUUGUUGGUUACCCGCUGGGAUCAGCCCCGGGUAAGCUCCCUGGGAUCAGCCCGGAGCUUCAUUUCCAUUCAGUUUUGCAUGCAUGGGGAUUUGCUCAUUCAGCUCCCUGGGAUCAGCCCGGAGCUUCAGUCUGUUUUCUCGCCCGCUGGGAUCACCCCGGGCAGCUCCUUGGGAUCAGCCCGGAGCUUGUUUUGUGUUCAUUAACCCGCUAGAUUCAGUCGCGGGUAGCUCCUUGGGAUCAGCCCGGAGCGUCAUCACUCCUUUUGGACCCGUUGGGAUCAACCCGGGGUAGCUCACUGGGAUCAGCCAGUUGCUUAGUUGUGGUUUUAGUCCAGAUGGUCGUACGUGACCUGCUGGGAUCAGCCCAAGGCUAGUUCACUAGAGUUAGUGUAGAGUAGAGUAGAGUACAUAUAGUUAUGUAGUAUUGGAGUUAUAAGAAUGAGAAGCCCCCAGAACGCCAAACUGUAUUUUAUUUUUUGUUGUUUUGUACAUAUUGUAUGUUCUUCUGAUGUAGGCAUGUAUGUUAGUAAUCAAUAUGAGUUUUCAGUUGGAUAUGUAAAUAAAUGUUAAACUCUGA
Ostrea edulis (European flat oyster) is the source of this 4266-nucleotide messenger RNA. RefSeq lists its product as uncharacterized. Gene Ontology annotation, molecular function: DNA binding. The record is from RefSeq and is a predicted model, not a curated record. The transcript has 2 exons. NCBI's taxonomy places the organism in Eukaryota, Metazoa, Mollusca, Bivalvia, Ostreida, Ostreidae. Bases 1 to 2109 code for a protein of 702 amino acids. Gene Ontology annotation, biological process: DNA recombination; DNA integration.